AACUAGGCGACCUUGGAGAUAUGGCACCGCAGUUCUAGCAGAAGCCGCUUAGCAGCUGAUUCUGCAAUCUUGCUCUCUUUCAAGUUCUGUUGCCCCGAUCAAAAAUGUCUGCUGUGCGACUUCUCCGCUCUGUUCAGGGCAUUCCUGGCCUGACCUUCAGCAGAAGCUACAGUGCUGCAGCACCAACUACCAAGCUUUUCAUCAAUGGAAAGUUUGUGGAGAGCAAAGCCAAAGAGUUUAUUGAUGUCCACAACCCAGCAACAAAUGAGGUUGUCACCAGAGUUCCCAAAGCGACACAGGAGGAGAUGCUGUCUGCUGUUGAUGCUGCCAAAGAAGCCUUUAGUACAUGGUCCAAAGCAUCUAUUCUCACACGCCAGCAAGUAAUGUUCAAGUACCAACAAUACAUCAGAGAUAAUAUUCAUCUCAUUGAAUUGGCUAAAAUAAUUACACUAGAACAGGGGACAUUAGCAGAUGCUGAGGGAGACGUCUUGCGAGGCCUACAGGUUGUUGAACACUGCUGCAGUAUUACAAGCUUACAGUUGGGAGAAACGCUGCCAGGAAUUGCUCGUGACAUCGAUACCCACUCCUACCGUAUUCCCUUAGGCGUUUGUGCUGGCAUUGCACCAUUCAACUUCCCAGCAAUGAUACCGCUAUGGAUGUUCCCUGUUGCCUUGGUUUGUGGAAAUACUUAUGUGUUUAAGCCCUCUGAACGUGUCCCAGGUUGUUCAAUGAUGUUAAUGGAGAUGCUCAGGGAUUCAGGCUGUCCCGAUGGUGUUGUUAACGUCAUUCAUGGAUCACAUGCUGCUGUUAACUUCAUCUGUGACAACCCUGAUAUUCGUGCUAUUUCUUUCGUUGGGUCCAAUCAAGCUGGUGAAUACAUUUAUGAGAGGGGCUCAAAAAAUGGAAAGAGAGUCCAGUCUAACAUGGGUGCCAAGAACCACGGGGUGGUCAUGCCAGAUGCUAAUAAAGAAAGCACAUUGACCCAGCUGGUUGGCGCUGCCUUUGGAGCUGCCGGUCAGAGAUGCAUGGCUCUUAGCACAGCAGUAUUUGUUGGCGAAGCCAAUAAUUGGUUACCUGAAUUGGUGGAGAAGUCAAAAAAACUCAGAGUCAAUGCUGGGCAUGUGGCAGAUGCAGAUUUGGGCCCAGUUAUUUCUCCUGAAGCAAAAGAUCGCAUAUGUCAUCUAGUUCAGAAGGGAAUUGAUGAGGGAGCAAAAUGUAUCCUGGAUGGCCGUAAUGUUGUUGUACCGGGGUAUGAACACGGGAACUUUGUAGGGCCAACCAUUUUGACUGAUGUUACACCAGACAUGACUUGUUAUAGGGAAGAGAUAUUUGGACCUGUCUUAGUUACCCUCUCUGUUGAUACCUUGGAUGAAGCUAUUGAUGUUAUCAACAAAAACAUGUAUGGCAAUGGUACUGCAAUCUUCACAACUAAUGGAGCAACAGCACGUAAAUUUACUACAGACAUCGAUGUUGGUCAGGUUGGAAUCAAUGUGCCUAUCCCAGUGCCUUUACCAAUGUUUUCCUUCACCGGAUCCCGGGGCUCUUUUCGGGGAGAUGCUAAUUUCUACGGCAAAGCUGGAAUUAACUUCUACACUCAACUAAAGACAGUUACACAGAUGUGGAGAGAAGCAGAUGUAACUCCUGCUCAAUCAGCUACUGCAAUGCCAGUCAUGCGUUGAAGGCCAUACUGUGUUCCGGUUUGCCAAAAUUAAAGUUCGAAACUUUAUAUCAAGAGACCUGUAAACUUUCCAUAAGAAUAUUUGCGUUCUGUUUCCAUGAGUGAUAGCUUGGGUUAGUGUUUUGAAAGCUCUGUGUACUUAAUGAAUUGGUGCCACAUUAAUCUGAAAUAUAGUUAGAAACUAGUUUAGUACAUUCCAUUGAAUAUGAGAUUUAAAGCAUAUUUAAUAUGAAAUUUAACCUUAAAAACUGUGAAUCAAAUAUCCAAUAAGAGUGAGUAGAUAAUACUGUAGCUUCAAGCAUCUUCUUUAAAGACUUAUUUUCUUAGUUAAAUAAAUUGACUGGAUAUUUCUAAGA
Molecule: messenger RNA, 2034 nt
Organism: Macrobrachium nipponense
Lineage: Eukaryota; Metazoa; Arthropoda; Malacostraca; Decapoda; Palaemonidae
Product: probable methylmalonate-semialdehyde/malonate-semialdehyde dehydrogenase [acylating], mitochondrial
Biological process (GO): L-valine catabolic process; thymine catabolic process
Cellular component (GO): mitochondrion
Molecular function (GO): methylmalonate-semialdehyde dehydrogenase (acylating, NAD+) activity; malonate-semialdehyde dehydrogenase (acetylating, [NAD(P)+]) activity
Source: RefSeq, a predicted model, not a curated record